This is a messenger RNA of Hemiscyllium ocellatum (epaulette shark), 3404 nucleotides long. Its product is annotated as monocarboxylate transporter 5-like. Gene Ontology annotation, biological process: transmembrane transport; monocarboxylic acid transport. The record is from RefSeq and is a predicted model, not a curated record. The transcript has 11 exons. Gene Ontology annotation, molecular function: monocarboxylic acid transmembrane transporter activity. NCBI's taxonomy places the organism in Eukaryota, Metazoa, Chordata, Chondrichthyes, Orectolobiformes, Hemiscylliidae. The coding region runs from base 984 to 2624 and encodes 546 amino acids.
GAGUAGCUUGGCUUUCUGUCCAUUUUGUUCGAGCUGCCAAAGCGCGCGGAAGCUGAAUGAUGCUGCGUCUGGUUGCUGGCUAUUAGACUAACUUUACCCUGACUCUUGAACCCAGAUAUUGAAAAUAGCACCUUCCAGUUCAUCUUGAUUCUUGAUGCAGAAUGACAGUGACCUGCGCGAAAUUGAACUCCACGUUGUGGAGUCUAUUAAUGACCUACAUCGCACCAGUUCCAGCCUUGAGGUCACCAAGCCUUACUCAGGUCAAUUCCUUUCAAGGCCCUCAACCAUCAUUAUUGCUCAGGAACCCUCUGCCAAUGGGCUGGUGACCAUUCCUUUGCUGGAACAGAGACAGUGUGAGCCAGCCUUCAGUCACUUGGCUGGGUCAGAAUCCCGAGACCGAUGUGAGUGCAGCUGCAUCUGCUGCCGGUACUCUUGCGGUGAUAAAAUUUUCUAUGCAGUAUUAAUCAUGCUUGGGUUGGUCAGCAUUGCCAUGGGUAUGCUCAGUGUGUACUAUAUCGAAAUAAUGCGCAAAGAGCUAGGGGAGAUUUCCCAUCGGUUGGAUUCCUUGAACCAGAGCAUGAAGCACAUGAAAUUUACAAGCCACACACACCAAGACCUGAUGAAUGUCACGGACAGCCUGGACACACUCAUCAAUAGUGCAUGAGCUAUGUUUCAAAGACUGGCUAUUUCUCUUGAAAACAUAAUCGUGAUGACAAGGGUUUUUUUCCCCUAAUGAAUACUUUACCAGAGCUGACCAUUAGCUAAGCAGAAACAUUAGGUGCCGGUCUAUCCAUCCCUGUCUGUCACAUGCUCUGACUGUGAGGUUGGCAAAUACAAACAAAGCCAGAAAGAAGACUCCAAGAAUUAGGACAGUGCUAGAAACGCUCGUCAGGUCUGGUAGUGUACGUGGAGACUGAAACAGGACUUAAUGCUUCUAUGACAAGGUCUAUGACUUCUCUUCAAAAGUGAUCAAUGUGUUGGCCAUGGGAAUACUGAAAUCAUUUGGGAUCUUAUCAGCAGCACUUCAGGAAACUUUUCAGGCAUCUAUGGAACAGAUUGGCUGGAUUGGAUCGAUUAUAUCAUGUGUGCGUUUAACUGCAGGUCCAAUUGCUUGUAUAUUCUGUGCAAAGAUAGGUGAGAGGCAAACUGGGAUUCUGGGGGCAGCCAUGGUAUCUACUGGAUUGUUCAUAAGUUCAUUCGUUGACAGAAUUGCCUUCCUCUAUGUCACACUUGGCUUAUUGGCAGGAUGCGGGUUUGCCUUCCUAUCCCAGGCUGCAGCUCUCAACACAACCAAGUACUUCCGCAGAAAGCUUACCACAGCUUGUGCCAUUUCCCGCUCUGGCACAGGACUCACUUUCGCCGUGGCGCCAUUCCUGCAAUAUCUUCUCAAUGAGUAUGGCUGGCGAGGUGCGAUAUUGAUUCUGUGUGGAUUAACACUGCAUCUGAUUCCAUUGGGAAUGCUGAAUCGUCCAAUUUAUUUGAAGCAAGACCAGCCUGAAGUCUGCGAUCGAAGGGAAUGUCACCAGCGACAGCUUCCUGAUGAUAAAAGGGAUGUGGUCGCUGCUGGAGUGUCAAGGGCACAGCUUCCUAUCAAUCGCCGUGUCAAACCUGUCAGAAGAUCUCUCUCAAGUCAGAGUGGACAGGAGGAGUCGAACUCUUUACAAAGGGAUCUGAAACAAGCUGUGGAGCCCAGUGCUGCCGAUGGAUUGUCGAUUUUACACCCUAAAGAGCUCUCCCUACUCCAGGAUCCUGUUUCAUUAAGACCAAUACAUUCGACUGCUCUACCUGGCUGUAAAGCCCAAAAUGGUGACUCAAAUCCAUUAGUAGCCACAGAUACCAUGCCAACAGACACAAGACACAAGGGCCUAUGUAGGGAAUUUGGUGCACAACUGAAGUCUGUUUCUGACAGUGUGAAAAAUCUCAUUGACUUUACUCUGUUGACAAACCCACUCUUUAUUAUUUAUACAAUUUGCACCUUUUUCAGCCAAUUGGCCUAUUUCAUACCAUAUUUCCAUGUGGUAGCCAAGGCUAAAGCUUUGGGCAUUGAACCAUUCCAAGCUACCUUACUCAUUUCAGUUGCUGGAAUCGUUGAGAUUGUGGCUCAGCUUAUCUCUGGCUAUGUCGCCGACCGUAACUUGAUAGCGAAGUAUCAUUACCACAAAAUCUACUUGCUGUUUUGUGGAGCUGUCAAUCUACUGGCACCCCUAGCAAAAACGUUCCCAUCACUAAUGGUGUACAUAGUGUUCCUCGCUAUGUUCUGUGGGGGUUAUCUGACUUUGUUGCUUCCAGUCCUGGUUGACUUUAUUGGAGUCCAUAGAAUACACAAAGGAAUGGGCCUUUACCAGUUCUUUGUGGGAAUUGGUUGUUUGAUAGGGCCACCAGCAGCAGGUGCUCUUCAUGACUACACCAAAAAUUACGAUGCUUCGUUCCAACUGGCAGGCUCCUGUUACUUUGUUUCAUUCUUAGUUUUAUUCUUUAUUCCACUGGCUGAGAGGAAACUGCGAAAAGAGACGAAGAAAGGAGUAAUAGAAGACUCCACUAACUUGGCGCUGGAAUGUAAUCGCCCUCUAUCUGUUGAGCAGUCACCAGUGAAGGAGUAUCUGGAAUUGGAAAGCAUGGUGUGAAUGUGACCCUGCUCUGCACUGCUUAUGUGAGUGUGGGCAUUGGGAGCACCAACGGGCUUUGCCAGUAGUGGUGCCUUCAGUUUGGAUUUAACAAGGGAGGAAAUGCGAAUGGAUGUCAGAUACUUGCACAUAUCACAUUGAGGAGAAACUGGAAAUUUGAUGGAUCAAUACGACUGAACUUUUUCUAGCAAUUCCAAGACAAUCAGCAUUGGAAGAAAGGAGCGCAGCACUUUACUUGAAAAUUCAUAUUGAAUACUAAAGAAUAAUUAUUUCAACAUAGCAAUAUUUAUGAUAUUUUCACUUUAUAGGUUUAGAAUAAGUGUAUUUAACAAUGGGCAACUGAGGGACUGAUGCAAGUGAAACCAUCAGUGUAAAGGAAGUUUUAAUGGAUCGGAAGUGACUGGAACCCUUUAAAGUUUAAAAUGAAAUCCAAUGUUACAGUUCGGCAAAUUGUAGAAUUAUUCUAGAAUGAAUACUGAGGAAAUCUUGAGACCAUAUCACUUCCUCACUCAUGAAGUAGCAAAGAUGAUAUAAAUUGGGGGAAAUGCAUAAGAACAAAGAAGACUUAGGUGAAACAGAGGGCGAGUGUAAUGCUGUCAUAGAAUGGAUGAUCAGUGAUUUCGAGUUCAAAUCUAUUUCUGUUAGGGUUGUAAUGCUGACUGGAGAUAUGAUAGACUGCAGUGUGCUCACUAAUUAAUAUGGCAUCUGUUCCUUUCCAUCCUUCCCUCUAUAUAGUGCCUUGGGACAAUUUUGUAUAUUAAAGUUGCUGUGUAAAGACAA